This is a messenger RNA of Cynoglossus semilaevis (tongue sole), 6381 nucleotides long. It is a transcript of the gene fer1l6, whose product is annotated as fer-1 like family member 6. The transcript has 46 exons. Gene Ontology annotation, biological process: plasma membrane organization. The coding region runs from base 382 to 6141 and encodes 1919 amino acids. Gene Ontology annotation, cellular component: membrane. NCBI's taxonomy places the organism in Eukaryota, Metazoa, Chordata, Actinopteri, Pleuronectiformes, Cynoglossidae. The record is from RefSeq and is a predicted model, not a curated record.
AGAGCCUUACCAAUCUACAAAUACAUAGGACACCAAAAGUACACAGACUGGAGACCUUUCUGGAUCCCUGUCAGUACCAGACCAGCAGGACUAUGGAGUCAUUCAGCAAACGGCAGAAAGUUGACCUCCUGACCUCUCCGUCGGGUGAUCAAACAUGAAUGAAUCAGGAGCUGACCGUCCGUCAUCCAAGUGCCUGUUCACCUUUCCAACAACUGAACAUUCCUUGAAUAAACAGAUUCUCCAGUUCAGCCACCAAUCACCUGGUCACACUCUACUCCCACAUCCCACUCUGUCUGUCUGCCUGCAGAGACACCUGCAGCCAGUGUGUGUGUGUGUCCAUCUAGAUGCUGUAAUUGGAGACGCUGACAUCUGAGGGCAGCUAUGGAUCCAAAAAUAAGAAAGGCCAAGCUGUUAUUUGGACUGAAAGGGAAAAAGAAAAAGAAGUCAACAAAAGACCUGAUCCUAGCAAACAAGGGAGCAAUGGAGAGUGAGCAGCCGGGGCCGUCUGAAGAGAGUUUACUGCUGGAAGAAGAACCUCCUGAGGAACCAUCAGAACCUCAUGCGCUCAGGACCAGGAUAUUACCAGGCAGCAAGAGGUCUAAACUGAAAACUCGGAUCCAGAUCAGUGAAAAGAAACCUCAGAGUUUCCAGAUUGCUAUCAAUAUCACCGAGGCCAGACAGCUAGUGGGAGAAAACAUUAAUCCAAGCGUUGUGAUUGAAAUCGGUGAUGAGAAAAAGCAGACCUCGGUUCAAGAAGGAACCAACGCUCCGUUUUACAAUGAGUAUUUCGUGUUUGACUUCUUUGCCCACAAAGAAAUCUUCUUUGACAAAGUCAUCAAGAUAACAGUGAUGCAUUCAAAGAUGCUCAGAAAUUUCUUUAUUGGGUCCUUUAAGUUGGAUGUGUGGACAGUCUACAAACAGCCUGGUCACCAGUUUGUCAAUAAAUGGGCCACAUUGAUGAAUCCCAAUGACAUCAGCACUGGUGUCAAAGGUUAUGUCAAGUGUGACAUCAGUGUGUCAGCGAAAGGCGACGCAGUGCAACCAGGUCAAAAAGCAAGUGAUGCUGAAGAGCAGAUAGACAAGAAUCUACUUAUACCAGAAGGUUUCCCAGCUGAGAGACCGUGGGCUCGUUUCUCAGUGAAGGUGUAUCGAGCUGAAGGUCUUCCACGGAACGACUCCGGCCUCAUGGCCAACGUCACCAAGGCUUUCAUUGGAGACAACACAGCACUCGUAGACCCGUAUGUCGUCGUCAGCUUCUUCAAUAAAGUGGGUCGUACGUCCACACAGAAGUCCACAGCAGACCCUGUCUGGAAUGAACAGGUCAUCUUUGUAGAGAUGUUUCCUCCUCUGUGUCAGAGGUUAAAGAUUCAGGUCUGGGAUGCAGGAGGCAUGAGUGAUGUUGCUAUAGCAACCCAUUACUUCGACCUGAGACGUAUCUCCAAUGACCAGGAUGGUGACAGAGGCUUCUUACCAACUUUUGGUCCCGCUUGGGUUAACCUUUACGGCGCUCCUCGAAGUUUCUCAAUAGGUGAUGACACAGUGGAGCUGAAUGAAGGCAUUGGACAAGGAGUGGCAUACAGGGGGAGGAUCUACAUGGAACUGGCAGUGGAGAUCAUGUCAGGAGGCUCCGGCACAGAGUCCAAACUUAGCCAAAUGGUCAAGUCCAUUAAAGACCCCAAAGCGGGUAAGGCUGCGGUGAAGGAUGGUAAAGCUGCAGGAGCAGGAGCCGCCGCAGGAGCGCCACCUGGAGGAGGAGCAGCUGAUGACGACAAAGGAAAACCAGUCCCAGCAGAGGUUCUACCUGUGGAGUCUCCUCCUACGCUGAAUGUCAACAACAUGGAGGGCUUCAUACUUUUUGGAGCACUGUUUGAAGCCACUUUGAUUGACAGAAAGAUUGGAGACAAACCAAUAAGUUUUGAGUUCUCCAUGGGGAACUUCGGUAACACCUUGGAGACCACAGGUCAGACCAGCUCCAAUUCCAGCCCCAGUCUUUCUCGAAGGAGAAGAGCACUGGAAGUCCCAGACAGUGGUGACAUGUCAGGCUCCUCCCCUCUCAGCUCCUCCCCAUCAUCUCCACUCCUGCCCAGAGAAGGUCAGGAGGCUCCUCUGACCAUAAAGUCCGCCACUCCUCCGGAAAAACCACUCAUCAUCGACGGAAACAGGUACUACAUGUAUCUGCCCCUAGAGAAGCAGAAGCCGUGUAUCAAUGUCCUGAGUCAGUGGGAGAACAGAACCUAUCGACUCUUCAACUCAAACAUGUUGGAAAACAUAGUUGUUCUGUUUGAGGAGGGUGUAGCCAGGGUGGAAGAGCUGCACAGAAAAUUAGAUCCUGGCGUGAGGGACAAGCUUAAAGUUGUCUUCAAAGAAUUCUGUAUGGAUGCCAGGUGUUACAUAUCAGCAGCUGAAGCCAAACUGAAGGCUGAGCUGAAGUCCAAUUACCUGACACAGCUGGACAAGAAGAUUCUAACCAUGUGCACACAAGAGCUGGCCAGUAUGAUAGAGGACGCUCAGUCUCUGGUGGAGAGGAAGAGAAAAGGAGGUGCUGAGGAGAAAGUCAUGUUGCAGGAUGCGACGAAACUCACACAGAGACUACGUUUCCUUGUGGAGGAGCCCCAGCACACACUGCCAGAUGUGUUUGUGUGGCUGCUGAGCAAUAACAAACGUGUAGCAGGCACUCGUGUCCAGGCCAGAGACCUGUUGUACUCCAGCAACCAGGAGGAACAGGGAGUCCACUGUGGGAAAGUUAUAACGCUGUUUCUGAAGCCUCCAGGGAAGCGCGUUGCUGGAUUUUCAGUCCAAGCAAAGCUGGACGUGUACUUGUGGUUAGGACGCUGUUCAGACUCCAAUCAUAUGUUGGAUGACUUGCCUGCAGGAUUCAGUCCAGCCCUUGGGGGCGCUGAUGCCUACAACCCUCCAUCGUUCCUGGUUUGCACAGAGCAGCGUAAGUUCCAGUUGAGGUGUCACAUGUAUCAGGCACGAGGUCUGAUCGCUGCUGACAACACAGGGCUGUCUGAUCCGUUCGCUCGCAUCACAUUCCUGUCAAACUGCCAAACCACCAACAUAAUCAGCCAGACUCUCAGUCCUACAUGGAAUCAGUGUUUGCUAAUGACACCCCUGCAGCUGAGUGGAGACACACAGUACAUCCUGCAGGAGCCUCCUCGUGUCAUCAUCGAAGUGUACGAUGAUGAUGCUCUGGGAAAAGCAGAAUAUCUUGGGGCCACUGUUGCUGUGCCAGAAGUUCGUCUGGCCUCUGAAUCUUACACGCCCCCUAUGCUGAAAUACAGCCCAUUGCACUGCGGCAGUCAGUCUGGAGGAGACCUGCUGGCUGCAUUUGAACUGCUGGAGAUUACAGAUCUCGCAGGGUCUCAUCUGCCCCCGUUAGAGGAAGAGGAAGGAGGCAAAUAUGUGGUCCCGGCCAACAUCCGACCUGUUCUGAGGACCUACAAAUUGGAGGUGUUGUUCUGGGGUCUGAGGGAGUUGAAGAAGGUCCAGCUUCUGUCUGUUGACCGUCCACAGGUCUUUAUCGAGUGUGCAGGCAAAACUCUUCGCUCCUCCGUAAUUCAGAAAUACAAGUCAAACCCGAACUUCACCACACUGGUCGAUGCCAUCAUACUGGAGUUGCCGGAGAAUGAAAACCUACAUCCCCCGCUCACUAUCACCGUUGUUGACUGGCGAGCCUUCGGUCGCAGCACGUUGGUUGGGAACCACAGCAUUAACAACCUCAAGGCCUUUGUAUACACUCCACCUCCAACUCCACCUGUUCCGAUCAAGAUUCAGACACCACCUGUGACCCUGCCAUCACAAGAAGCUCUACUGACACCGCAACCGCACAGCUCCAAGGAUAAGUCUCAACUGUCUGUAGAGACCCACACCUCUGCAACAAGUCAAGAUUUUCUUAUAACGGUGGAGGAAGAAACUCCACCUUCAGGCCCAUCUUCAGCUCCACCUUUACCUCCAUCUUCAUCUUCACCCUCAGCGCCAACUUCAGCUCCACCUGAUGCAGAGAAAGAGUCCAAGAAGAAAAAGGCCAAGGAAAGCAGCGCUCGAAAGCGUUCCACCAAGAGAAGGCGGCGCACCAUUGCUGACGAAUCAGCAGAGAAUGUCAUCGACUGGUGGUCCAAAUAUUAUGCAUCUGUGGAGAAGGAGGCCAAGAAAGGAGAAAACAUUUUUCCUCAAGGAUUUGAAAAAGUUGAGGAUUACCAUGGCCUGCUCGGCGAUGGAAUACAGUUUUUGGCUGGAACAGGGAAAGAUGGAGACAAGAAGAAAAAGGCCAAAGGAAAAGGAACGGUUGCAGUUAAUGUGGUUCUCCCUACGAAGUUAGCAACACUCAAGUUGUACAAUAAAGAACUGGAGGCAGAAUUUGGACCAUUUGACGACUGGGUUACCACUUAUGAACUGUACAGGGGUAAAGCCAAUGAUGAGGAGGGGUCAAAUGAAGAGAGGUUCAUCGGUAAAUUUAAGGGAAAGUUCUGCCUCUACAAACUUCCUGAAGAAGAGGCAGAUGACUGGGAUGAAGUGGAAGACUUUACAGAAUUCAAAGUCAACAGAGGAAUUCCCAGUAAUAGUACGAUUCAAGUCCGGAUACGGGUUUACGUAGUCUCUGUGAGUACAUCACAACAUCUAUUCUUCAUGCGGCGUCUCUGGUCUCAUGGUGAAAUGUCUUUGAUUCCUCGUCAGGCUUCAAACCUGCAUCCAGCUGAUCCAGAUGGGAAAGCGGAUCCAUAUAUUGUCCUUCGCCUUGGCAAACAAGAAAUCAAAGACAGAGACAACUACAUUCCUAAACAGCUAAACCCUGUGUUUGGAAGGUCCUUUGAGAUGCAGGCAACUUUUCCUAAGGAUUCUCUUCUGUCGCUGGUGAUCUAUGACUAUGACCUGAUAGGAGGGGACGACCUGAUAGGAGAGACUCGAAUUGACCUGGAGAAUCGAUUCUACAGCCGACACAGAGCCACCUGCGGGCUGCCCACUGAGUACAGCGUUGAUGGCUAUAAUGCCUGGAGGGACUGUCUGAAACCAUCUGAGCUGCUGUCAAAGCUGUGUAAAGACAAUGGUCUGGAUGAUCCUAAGUUCAGUCCAGGACAAAUCACUGUGGCGGGAAAAGUCUUCGCUGGCAAAACAGUUUUCAUGGAAGAAGAUGAGCCGAAGGAAUCCUACGAGCACUUGUCUCUGAAGAUUCUACACCGCUGGGCUGAGAUUCCAGGUGUAGGAUGCAAACUGGUACCAGAACACAUAGAGACCAGGACUCUGUACAACAAAGCCCGACCUGGAAUGGACCAGGGUCAGAUACAAAUGUGGGUGGACAUGUUUCCCAUGGAUCUGCCUCAUCCUGGACCUUCAGUGGACAUUUCUCCACGAACACCAAAAGGGUAUGAGCUGCGUAUCGUCAUCUGGAACACAGAAGACGUGUCUCUGGAGGACAGCAACUUCAUAACAGGACAGAAGUCCAGUGACAUCUACGUUAAGGGCUGGUUAAAAGGUUUAGAGGACGAUCGGCAGGAGACGGACGUCCAUCACAACUCCCUGACUGGAGAAGGAAACUUUAACUGGCGUUUUGUUUUCCCCUUCAGCUACCUGCCUGCUGAGAAGGUUAUAGUUGUAAAAAAAAGAGAGAGCAUUUUCUCUCUGGACAAAACGGAGCAGAAAAUUCCUGCCAUUCUUAUUCUGCAGGUCUGGGACUUUGAGACACUGUCUUCUGACGACUUCAUAGGUGCUGUAGAGUUAAACCUCCACGGUUUCCCUCGUGGGGCAAAGACGGCAAAGGCCUGUAAGGCCGACAUGAUGGACAUUUCAGAGAGGAUAUCCAUCUUCCAGCAGAAGAGAGCCAGAGGCUGGUGGCCGUUCAACAAAUCUGGAGAGCUGACGGGUAAAGUGGAAGCAGAGUUCCACCUGGUGACAGCCGAGGAGGCAGAAAAGAAUCCUGUCGGCAAAGCUCGGAAGGAACCGGAGCCGCUCCCAAAACCAAACCGUCCCGACACGUCCUUCUCGUGGUUUGUCAAUCCCUUCAAGUGUUUCUUCCACCUGAUCUGGCAAAACUAUAAGAAGUACAUCAUCAUUGCACUGAUUUUGCUCAUCCUGACCGUGUUCCUCGUCCUGCUCUUCUACACGCUGCCGGGUGCCAUCUCACAGAAGAUAAUUAAUGGAUAAAACACACAACAGUGAUACAUUAACACCAGGUUUUCCACACAUGGUUCUCAAUCGCAUGUUUAAGUAUCACUGAAAGCCAGGGUUGUACAAGGUAAAUGGUUUUUUUCAGUCAUUGAUAGUGUACAUAACCUUAUAUUGGCCGUGAUUUUGUUUCACCAUAUUAUUCUAAAGAUUUUUUUAUUUAGCCAUUCUUAUUGCUAUUUUUCAUGCUGACAUUAAAGCGUCUUCAAUGCCUUUUUU